Messenger RNA from Brenthis ino (lesser marbled fritillary), 1482 nucleotides. Lineage: Eukaryota; Metazoa; Arthropoda; Insecta; Lepidoptera; Nymphalidae. The record is from the annotation of a GenBank genome assembly.
AUGAAUGAAGCCAAAAUGAUUUUUGAAGAAAAAAGUGUUCAUCUGGAUGAAGUAUUAAAAUUAUUUGGUGCGUUCAGUCGCUAUCACAUACAAGCGAUUCUUUUGAUAAGUUUCGCCUUCUUUAAUAAUGGCAUGCACUGCAUUAAUUAUGUUAUUGUUGCUGAAGAGACUUUAUACAGAUGUAAGAUCGAGGCGUGCGAGCAGAAUAGCGUAUUCGAGUCGCCAUACAAUUUCACUGCGCCCCCUUCGUCCAGGGGUUGCUAUAAAUACCACUCACAGUCUGAAGAAUGUUCGGAAUUCAGUUUUAAUACAUCAAUUGUGGAGGCGUGUGAUCAAUAUGUUUAUAAGAAAGAGGAUAGCUUUGUAGCUGAGUUCCAGCUAGCAUGCCAAGAUUGGAAGCGCACAUUUGUUGGCACAGUGCACAGUAUUGGUCUAAUGUGUGGACUAUUUUUCCAAGGACAGCUUUCUGACAAAAUUGGACGGAAAGCGGCCAUCAUAAUCGCCGGUGUAGCUGCAGCAUUAUUUGGAAUUGCGAAGAGUUUUGCAAGUACAUAUUUAGCUUUUGUUAUACUGGAGUGGUUAGAAGCCACUUUUGGGGACAAUUGUUCACCAGCUUUUAUAUUGGGAGUGGAACUUGUGCACAGCGACUACAGACUUCAUCAACAGAUAUUCUUUUGCGUGAUCGCAGCUUUGGGUGGCGUCUCAUUUUCCAUAGCGGCAUACUUAGUUCCUUACUGGAGACAUUUCGUCCGCGUGAUUUAUGCACCGUCUCUGCUUUUCAUAUUAUUCUACUUUAUCAUGGACGAAAGCGUGCGAUGGUUGCUAAGUAAAGGAAAAAAGGAUAAAGCGACAAAAUUGUUAUUAAAAAUGGCAAGAGUAAACAAUAUAAAGUUAGAUAACAAAAUGCUUGUUAAUAUACAAUGUGAAGAAAAUGUGGUGAAUGUAGAUUCGCUAGCUGGAAAUAAAUACUUAAAUUUUGCUAUAAUGUCCCUAUCCGAUAUACCAGCGAGUAUAGCAAUGGUAUUUGUUCUAAAACGAUUUAAGAGAAAAAAACCCCUCCUCAUAUCAUUCAUAUUUGCUGGGCUGUUAUGCUUAGUUCAGCCAUUUGUGCCAAAAGAAUACGUUUGGAUGUCUACGGGAGUAUAUUUUAUGGGUAGAUUCGUAUCGACGUUCACUUUUGCUACUGUUUACAUUUACACAUCAGAACUUUUUCCAACUUAUUCAAGGAAUUCUAUGCACGCACUCUGUUCUGCGAUCGGAAGGAUCGGUUCCAUCCUGGCACCAAUGACCCCGUUACUGACGCAAUAUAUGGAAAGUCUCCCUACACUACUCUUUGGUAGUAUAUCUAUUGCAGCGGGUCUUACAACAUUAUUUGUUCCCGAUUUGGCUGAUGAACCGUUACCUGAUAACGUGCAUCAAGCAGAAAGUAUGGGCACUAGAGACUAUACUGUUGUAUCAAAAGAGGAAACGGAAAAAAUAAGU